CGGCGGCGGCCCUAUGAGCGGCGGCGGCGGGGCGGCGGGGCCGCGCUUAUAUGGGUACGGCGGCGCGCUGCCGCCGGCCGCGCUCCUGCGCCGAGGGCUCGCCGAGGCAGCAGCAGUGGUUGCGGAGCGGCGGUAUCGCGGGUUGGCGGCGCCGCGGCGGGAACGGCCGUGGCUGGCUCCGUUCCUCCUCCCUUCUCCUCCGCGCUGGGCUGCGCAAGUCCCACGCCCGGCUUUCCUCCUCCUUGUCCUGCCGCCGGCGCGCGCACUGCGGAUCGCGCAACGGGAGAGAGGGACGUUCUGACGCUGCGAUCCCCGCUUUUUGUUUUUACUUUUAAAAAUACUAUUAUUUUCGCCACGCUCUUUCUGCGCCCGUUCCGCUCAAGGGUCUUUGCCGGCGACAAGGACAGCAGUGCCCCCCCAGGGAAGCCGGAGCCCUGCGGAUGCGCCUCCCCGGGACCGGUGGAGCUGACUCGAAGUGGAUUUAUUGACUCGCGGUUGCUUCUGAGCUCCCUGAAACAGCCUGGGCUGGUGCCUGCGCGGAUUGCAAACUGCAGGGAGCACUGAGAGGCACACGGGGGGUGGCCUCCUGCCGAGGCCGGGUCCCUCUCCCUCUACUCCUUUAUUUCUCCAACCACCAUUUGUUUUACCUUUUUUUUUUCCCUACUCCGUUUCACGCCAGCAUUAGACACUGUGAACGUGUAUGGCGCACUGGAUCCAAAUGGGAGUUGGCAGUUUGAGUGGCAUCUUCCAAGGCAGCCGGGAGACCCCUAGUAAGAGGAAGGACUGAGGCGUUUGCAUUAUUUUUGUUGUUUGUUGUUACUGAUGUUGUUACUUCGGAGGUAGCUUGGAUCUUACCUCGCAGGAGAAUUCCCUACAUGCGAGUGGCAUACAUGACUCAGUGUAUCUGCCUGCAGCUCUCACCAAGUGCAUCGUCGACCCUUCGCGUGUGAUUUUUAUUUUUUCUCACCAAUAGUAGUAUUUCUUCGCUCUCCACCGCCCCGGCCGCUGGGAUACCGGUGUGUGUCCCCCGCGCUGUUGCCGCUCAGGUGCGGCGGAGUUGGCGAGGCUGCGGGAGGGACUCGUCGCCGCCGCCGCCGCGACCAUGGCAGCGCGGAGACGAGACGCCUCCGCCUGGAAGUGCUGUUGGGGAGUCGCGAUGGUUUUAUGCAGAACUGCACUCGCGAGGUCCAUCGUUUUAGACCCCAUUUACUGGAAUUCCUCCAACCCCAAAUUCCUUCCUGGACAAGGAUUGGUACUAUAUCCACAGAUAGGAGACAAACUGGAUAUUAUAUGCCCAAAGGUGGACUCUAAAACAGUUGGCCAGUAUGAAUAUUAUAAGGUCUACAUGGUUGAUAAAGACCAAGCAGAUAGCUGUGCUAUUAAAAAGGACAAUACACCUCUACUCAACUGUGCCAAGCCAGAUCAAGACGUUAAGUUUACCAUCAAGUUUCAAGAGUUCAGUCCUAAUCUCUGGGGCCUGGAAUUUCAGAAGAACAAAGAUUAUUACGUCAUAUCAACAUCAAAUGGGUCUUUGGAGGGCCUGGAUAACCAGGAGGGAGGGGUGUGCCAGACAAAAACCAUGAAGAUCCUCAUGAAAGUUGGACAAGAUCCCAACUCGGCAGGGCUGCCCCGGUACACGGAUCCCACCAAGCGCCCUGAGCAGGAAGCUGGCACCAAUGGGAAGAGCUCCACCACCAGCCCCUUUGUGAAGGAUCACUCAGGAUCUAGCACAGAUGGCAGUAAGGCUGGGCAUUCCAGUAUACUGGGUUCAGAGGUGGCCUUAUUUGCAGGGAUUGCAUCAGGGUGCAUCAUUUUCAUCGUCAUCAUCAUCACUUUGGUGGUUCUUUUGUUGAAGUACCGGAGAAGACACAGGAAGCAUUCACCGCAACAUACAACAACUCUCUCACUUAGUACGUUAGCCACCCCAAAACGCAGUGGCAACAACAAUGGUUCUGAGCCCAGUGACAUUAUCAUUCCUCUAAGGACUGCAGACAGUGUCUUUUGCCCCCACUAUGAAAAGGUCAGCGGCGACUAUGGACAUCCGGUGUACAUAGUUCAAGAGAUGCCUCCUCAGAGUCCAGCAAACAUUUAUUACAAGGUCUGAGAAACACACAGCCAACUCUGUGGUGCAGUUGAGUUGUAGAGGAAACUCGCUGGUCAAAUGCUUUCUGUUGGAGUUUGUGAUGACACCUUGUGCACUAGCAUUGACUCAAGCACAGGGCGGAGAAGGCGACAGCUCUCUCCAGCAGCUGACACGAGCUGGACAGCUUACCUAGUCUGUAGAAUUCCUAUCAGUGAAAAAGUAUUCACUAAAAGCUGGAAGACUUUUAUGUAGAAGAUGCCCAUUCUGAUUGCUGUACUCUUGUUACAUUCAUCAUCCUCAAAGCCAUGUGCUGCAGGCGUUCAGGCAUGUACAAAAGCCAAGGGAAGAUGGAGUGAUCUGUGGAUGUUAGUAGCUCUAGGCAUCCUGGGAAGGUGCUCUAGGAUAUAUCAAGCUUGAAAUGCAAUCUUCUGACUUUUGUGUGUCUCGGUGUGUACUGGAUUUGUCACACAGACCUUGGUGUCUAAGUAAGACUUGUUAAAGUUCUCUUGCUUUUAGUCUGUCACUGUUCCAUUUGUUUCUGUUAUCCAGGGCUCUGCCAUCCUUCACAUGAGAUUUCCUUUCACGCCACCUCCUGAAUCACUAAUGGAACAUUAAUGUUUGGAGAUCCAUGCUCCAUCCAUCUGCUACAGCAGCCUCACUCGAAUGGGUAAUGCAUUUGUAGAAAUCGUGUUUGAUAGUAAGGAGCCUUCCAGCCAAAAAGUUAGACUGUCAGCAAAGUCAAGAGCAGGACUGGGUGGUGGAGGGAAGGGCUGACUGCAGCUGCAGCUGAAUACUGCUGCCUCAAAAAUAGAAGCUGGGAAGAAAAAAAAAUUAAAAAAAAAAAGAAAAACAAAACAAAACCACAUUUAGGUAGCACAGCACUUUGGUAUGCUAAGUUUUAAGAGGCAAGUAGGAGACACAACACACGCAGUGGAUUAGGGCUGCAUUUGAAGGAAUUCAUGGUUAUCAAAUACCAGUGUGCAGAAAAAAAAUAAUACCUUCAAUACAGUAGAACAAAGGGGUAUUGUUAGUAAGUGAACAAGCUUGGAGAGGACAAGACAAUAGCAGGCCGCUGAGGAUAGAUUAGGGCAGGGCUGUUGUGGUACUGGCAAUAAAGUAUACAGCUUUGAAGCUGUAGCAAAAAUGUAGUCUGCUUUGGAUGACUUUUAAGCAGACUCAGCUGCUAUACUAUCACAUUCUAUUAAACACAGGGAAAGCGUUUAAGAAAAUAGCAGAGAGCAAAAUCUGAGCAAAAUGAUUGUAAGCCAACAGGUCAAAUGAGCUGUAAUUCUAUCACUGGUAAAGUUGUGGAAAGAAAAAAACCCAAACCAACCAAAAACCAAACUCAAACUAAAAACCUGACCUGUCUCAUCUCUAAAGUAAGACAGAAUUUCUUUCUGACUGAGCCUUUUGAUGCUUUGGUUUACUGUAGUGCUGUCCCUGCACAGUGAGUUUAGGUACUGUGACACAGCCGUUCAUUGGUGCUCUGUUGCAAGGUUAAAGCACAUAUGGCAAAUCUCUUGCAGUCCGUAAGAAUAAAAUAAAUUAUGACACUGAGAUGGAGAAGGAAGAUAAGUCUUUAUUUAUAAUAGGUGUAUAGAACACAAGGGAUAUAAAGUGAGAGUUUUUCUUUCAUUUGUUCUUUCUUACUUUUUUGUUUUGGUUUGCUUUUUUUACUAAUAUAUAUUUUGAGAUUGCACAGAAUCUACACCAGAAGAUGUGAAAUUCCUUUGCGGCAAUUAAAUACUCUUAACUUGUCAUCAUUUUGCAUAUAUGUGUGUGUGUGUGUAUAUACAUAGAUACACACAUAUAUAUGUUUAUAUAUGCAUAUAUAUGCAUAUAUACAUAUACACACAUUUUUUCUUUAAAAAGAAACUGCUUCUGGGAAAAACAUCAGCCAUCCAAAAAUAUUUAAAAAAAAAAGAAAAAAAGAUAUAUAAUCCAAAGCAUCCCAUAAAAGAAAACGAGGAAAUAUAAGGCUCAAAAUAUCAGGAAGUCAGUGUUACUGCAUCAUGUAUUUAACAGUGACAAGGCGUGCCGGCAUUUAUUUUGUGUAUUGUGUUUGCCUUGCCUUACAGGCUGAUGUGUUCUGUAGAUUUCGUUGAAGUUCGUAGAUGGGGGUUUCAGGUUAAAGUUUUCUCUUUAGCAUGGCUAUUCCCUACAGCUCCCACCCUGGGGAGGAAAUAAACUCUUACUUUUAUAUGUGCUAUGCAAAUAGACAUUUCUAACAUAGUCAUGUUACUAUGGUAACACUUUGCUUUCUGAUUUGGAAAGAAAAUGUAGCAACAGCAUUUGGGGAUCUCAGACCUCCAGUGAGCACCUGCAAGGGGAAAAAAAAAAAAAAAAGGAAAAAAAAAUCUGUCAUAGAAAUGAUCACUCUCUUUGUUUCCUGAACCUGAAAAUUAUGUUGGGAUGUUGGUCCAAAAGAGAGAAACAAAACAAAAAAAAAAA
Molecule: messenger RNA, 4534 nt
Organism: Strigops habroptila (Kakapo)
Lineage: Eukaryota; Metazoa; Chordata; Aves; Psittaciformes; Psittacidae
Gene: EFNB2
Product: ephrin B2
Exons: 5
Coding region: 1103-2104 (333 amino acids)
Biological process (GO): blood vessel morphogenesis; ephrin receptor signaling pathway; axon guidance
Cellular component (GO): plasma membrane
Molecular function (GO): ephrin receptor binding
Source: RefSeq, a predicted model, not a curated record